UUACUCCCAGUCGGCAGCGGCGCAGGCGGCGGCGGCACAGCGCGCACCGCACCCGGCGCCUUAGCAGUAGCAGCAGCAGCAGCGGCCGCCGCAGAAGCAGCAGAGGCACCCCCGCCGUCACAGCCCCUGUGCUGGUGCAGCCACCCUCGCUCCUUGUGCGCUUCCUCUCUUCGCUAGCACCAUGGCCGAUCAGCUGACCGAAGAACAGAUUGCUGAAUUCAAGGAAGCUUUCUCCCUAUUCGAUAAAGAUGGUGACGGCACCAUCACAACAAAGGAACUUGGAACUGUCAUGAGGUCACUGGGUCAGAACCCCACAGAAGCUGAAUUACAGGAUAUGAUCAAUGAAGUGGACGCUGAUGGUAAUGGCACCAUUGACUUCCCGGAAUUUUUGACUAUGAUGGCUAGAAAAAUGAAAGACACAGACAGCGAGGAAGAAAUCCGCGAGGCAUUCCGAGUCUUUGACAAGGAUGGCAAUGGCUACAUCAGCGCGGCAGAGCUACGUCACGUCAUGACAAACUUAGGAGAAAAACUAACAGAUGAAGAAGUAGAUGAAAUGAUCAGAGAAGCAGACAUUGAUGGCGACGGGCAAGUCAACUAUGAAGAAUUCGUACAGAUGAUGACUGCAAAAUGAAGACCUGCUUUCAGCUCCUUUUUCCCCCCCUCUAGAAGAAUCAAAUUGAAUCUUUUACUUAUACCUCUUGCAAAAAAAAAAAAAAAAAGUUCAUUUAUUCAUUCUGUUUCUGUAUAGCAAAACCGAAUGUCAGAAGUACCUUCUGUCCACGCACAUACACACACACACACAAUCUGCAUGUAUUGGUUGGUGGUCGUGUCCCCUAAAGAUCAAGCUACACCUCAGUUUGACAAUAUAAAUACUUGUUCUAUUCCUUAAAGGUGAGGAAGCACUUAGUGGACUCCUUAAAGUUCCAUCUGCUGGUGAUGAACACACCGUUUGGGCUGGCCAGUUUUUCAUGCAUGCAGCUUGACGAUUGAGCACAGUCAGGCAUUUGUAUUAAAAACGAAAAAUGCAAAAACAAACUCAAAACCUGUCCAGAUGGGUUCUAGUUCACUUUGUUAGUAUAAACCGUGGCUGGUUUACUGAGAACACACAUUUGUGAUUCGUUUACCUCGGGGUGAUGUGCAGAGAAAUGGGUGAGGGAUGACCUGGUGAGACAUAGCCCUACUGGUAGGACGGUCCUCUUGUACUCCCGUGUGCUCCGACCCAUGGCAGUGGUGACACACGCUGGCAGCAUGCCUGCCUCUGUAUGCUGGUUUACCGUCUGCAUUGUGCUAGAGUGACCCAGGUGUCAGUCUGUCACCAUCCACACAAAUUUUUACAAAAGAAACCUUGACCGAGGGAGCAUCUUUGGACUCUCUGUUUUAAAAACCUCCUGAACCGUGGCUUGGAGCCAGCAGAGUGGGCUGGGCUGUGGACUCCAGCACAACCAUCAACAUUGCUGUUCAAGAAAUGACAAUUUACGUCCAUUCCAAGUUGUAAAUGGUAGUUUUUUUUUUUUUUUUUUUCCAAUAAAAGACCAUUAACUUAAAGUCGUGUUAAAUGCUUUGUAAAGCUGAGAUCUAAACGGGGACAGGGGAGUUGGAGGGGAGGCCAAUGUGUAGUUAAAUGCCCAUAGCCCAGCAUUGGGCUCCCCUCCCUCCAAAGGAACCAACCAAGGGGCCCAAGACCUUGCCUAAAACCAAGCAGAUACCGAUGGCUUCAUCCCAUUUACAGACAUGUAGUUCUAGUUGCUUUUUCACUGGGCUUGGGGGAGGCAAAUGAUAGUAACUUUUAAUGACCUCUUCAGGCAACAGCGCUCUUAUGAUGGAAAGAAAAAACACACUUCUCUUAAGCAUGUAUUUUUAGGGGUUCUUGGUUGUGCUGCUGAUUACCUGUUUCAUGUAACUACUGGAGACCAUCUGUGCAAGAGACGUGAUUUAGUGCGUCUGUAACUCAGUCCUCGCUGUGUGUGGUAGAAGCAGUAGUCACUUCUAAGCCAGUCUCUUCAUGCCUAAAAGAUACUACCAGUCACCUUUUGAUCCAUGACUAUACUUAAACUUUUUUUCUUGUAAGUUGACUUUGCUUUUUUCCCUUAAGUGAAACUAAUGCUAGCCUUCAGCUUGAGAGAAUUGCAGUCCAGAGUGAAUUUUGUGUCUAAUUAUAAACCUGUAAUCCAAACUAAGGGAUGCCGGUACUGGUCCUUGUGGUGGGAUUGGCCUAUUGAAAAAGCCCGUUUAAAGAUGUCAAAAAAUUUUUUUUGAAACGAAGGCCGCGUGUGCGUUUUUUCUGAGUGUUAACUGGUUGUAUCUUAUUAGCAAGGAGAUUGGAGUCUGUGUGGGUGGUUUUAAUUUGCCAGAGAACAGUGGCAGGCUGCUUAGGAGCAGGAAGCUCUUGGCAGCCAGCUGGGUGCAUCCGGAACUGAUCUGUCGCGCCCCCUGGCUUCUCCCUCUCCUACUCCCUGUCUUUCUGGUAUUUUGCAGCUUGUUAGGUUUUUUGCCAGAGGGGUGGGUAAGAGCAGUGGAGAGGGGACACUGCCCAUCUGCUUCUGCGACUGGUGCUUGGACUGGGGAGAGGUUGAUCCUAGGAACUAAGGGCAGACCUUCAUUCUUCCCUGACUGAAGGAACACCUAAGACUACGUUGGUGUUUCUCUUCUUUUGGUGAGAUAGAAGGAGUGGGGCUCCAGGAAUGUCUGCAGGAGACCUUUGAAUGAGUUCAUGACCUGGAUGUUUCUCAGGGGGGCUGUGCUCAAUGAGCUCUCAGUAAUUUUAAAGGGGGGGAGGGAUUGAUUGAUCUAAAAAAUUUAAUCUUUUACCAAGUCUCUUUUUAGAAGCUGGGUGGACUCCAUUUUAUGGUUCAACAGCCUAUCCUAAGGACUACCUUUGAAACCAGAUUCUUGGGUGGCCUGGAUCCUCCAGAAACCUUUCCCCAGGGAACUCUUGAGUGCCCGUUUGGUGCAUAGGUGAGGCAGAGCCUUGGUACUUUCCCCUGACAUUUGGGGGGACAACUAGCCCUGGGGUUGGGUGUUGGCAGUCUGCAUCAGUUUGUGAGAAGAAAUAGCAGGAUGUUGGGCAGUACUCAAUGUUGGUUGGCACCUUCCUCGUCACCCUCCUGUAAACUCUUGCCCCUACUUCUAACUGUUCUAUAAAUAUAUACAUACAUUUAUAUACACGAAGUGACUAGUUCAACUGGCAUCCCGCUUUAGCCUGAGACUUCCCAUAAAAAAAAAACCCUCUGAGUACUUGGCAAACGCUUUCAUAGUUUUGUUCUCCGUCUGUUUGGGGUAGGUAUUGAGCAAGGCAAAUGUAUCUUGACAUUUCAGAUGGGCUUCCGACGCCCUGUUGUCAAGGAAGGUUUUUUCUGAUUUUUUUUUUUGGACAAAUGAAUUUUUGCACACUUUUAAUUGGCGUCUUUCGGCAACUUAAACCCAUUGGAAAUUUGCUCUUGUACAUAUUUUUAUAUUCUCUUUAUAAAUGCAUGUCUGAUUGUACUUGUACCAAUAUUGUAACGAACAGCUGUCCAUUCGGCCUCGUGCUGCGGUGUCAACGACAGAGGAAUAGUGUAUUCUCAGCCUCUUGGCAUACUGGGAACAUUAUCUUAACCACCGAAUGUAAAUUUGGUCGCAACUGCUCUUCAUUCAUUCGAUUACUUCAAAUAUUUGAAUUGCUUAUUGUAUAUCCUCACUGGAAACCCUGGUGGUGCAGUGGUUAAGUGCUACGGCUGCUAACCAAGGGGCCGGUGGUUGAAAUCCACCAGGCGCUCCUUGGAAACUAUGGGGCAGUUCUACUCUGUCCUAUAGGGUCGCUAUGAGUCGGAAUCGACUCGACGGCACUGGGUUUGGUUUGGUUCUUUGGGUAGCCUCACUACAUUUACCCUUCAGGCAGUGACUAGAUUCCACUGCUGUGUCUUAUUAAUCUCUCCCUUCACCUGGUAGUUGCGAUUUUUAUCCCUUGAAGUUGUAGGAGACAGAGAUUCUUCGCUGUCUGUCUGUACCCCUUGGAGGAAGAAGGUAGCAGCACAGGUGGAGUGUGUGUUCUUUCUCCAAAUCGCUUAUACUGUUCAUUAAACACCUCUGUAGCAGAGAUGGUGGCAGUUCUUUUGUUACGGAGGUUGCCCUUCACCAUGGCUAUUUGACGACGAGAUGUACUUGAAUGUUUCUGUAAAUUUUGAGAUGAACUGUUUUUGGAGAUUUAACCACCUCUCUGAUGGGGGACCAACUCUAUGGAAAUUGUAAAUAAGUUUUAUUUAUAAACCUGGCACUGUAUUCAAUAAACAUUUCUGCAGCCUUUCAUCUCUAACUGCGAACCGUGUAGGUUUUUAGUUUGCAUAGCUCUCGAUCCCUUUUACUCUCUGAACAAGAUGGACCUGUCCGCGGAUGUAAUUCCACCUGGACUGUGGUGUAGAGGCGAGAGUGAGAGGCCAGAAGUACCAGAGACACGUCCACUACAGCCUUAGUUGUAAGUAGCUAGGAGUGUUAAUAAACGGAAAAAAAAAAAAAAAAAACCAAACCUGUUGCCCUCAAGUGGAUUCCCC
Loxodonta africana (African savanna elephant) is the source of this 4526-nucleotide messenger RNA. RefSeq names its product calmodulin 1 (gene CALM1). The transcript is spliced from 6 exons. The coding region runs from base 182 to 631 and encodes 149 amino acids. The record is from RefSeq and is a predicted model, not a curated record. Lineage: Eukaryota; Metazoa; Chordata; Mammalia; Proboscidea; Elephantidae. Gene Ontology annotation, molecular function: enzyme regulator activity; calcium ion binding.